This is a messenger RNA of Mugil cephalus (flathead mullet), 3033 nucleotides long. RefSeq names its product elongator acetyltransferase complex subunit 2 (gene elp2). The transcript has 22 exons. The record is from RefSeq and is a predicted model, not a curated record. The coding region runs from base 33 to 2552 and encodes 839 amino acids. Gene Ontology annotation, cellular component: elongator holoenzyme complex. Gene Ontology annotation, molecular function: protein binding. Lineage: Eukaryota; Metazoa; Chordata; Actinopteri; Mugiliformes; Mugilidae. Gene Ontology annotation, biological process: tRNA wobble uridine modification.
UUCACAGCAACUCCACAACUUCAGUUUCCAAGAUGGCGGCGCCCGUAAUUGAAACAUGCCAUGUAGCUUGUUGUGCAAACAGGACGCCAAAAGUUGUUUCUUGGAGUCGUGGCGGAACUAUUGCUUUUGGGACGUGUAACUCGGUGGCUCUGUACGACCCGCAGGAGAGAAGAGUUGUCGCUCUGCUGAAUGGGCACACGGGCAGAGUGAACACAGUCCAGUGGGUCCACAAAGAGGACGGUGCCCCAGAGUGUCACCUUGUCUCAGGAGGCUCAGACAAUCGACUCAUCCUCUGGAAAGCUCAUGAUGGGAAGUUCAUCCAGUCAGCUGAGUGUAAGGGCCACACUGCUCCAGUAUGUGCUGUGGAUGCCAUCUACACAGAGGACUCAAAGGUCCUGGUGGCCUCUUCAGGAUCAGACUCCACGGUUAAACUGUGGCUCUGCAGUGACACCAAUGAAGCCGAGUGCCUCCAUACUCUGUCUUUUGGAAGUGGUUUCAUGAUGGAUGUCUCUCUGGUGCUGUUACCAGGCACCAGAGUUCCCAUACUGGCCUGCGGGGGCGAUGACUCUCGGGUGCAUCUGUAUGUGCAGUCCAACGGACAGCUCCAGAGAGCCAUGUCGCUGCAAGGGCAUGAAGACUGGGUUCGUGGAGUGGCCUGGGCAUCAACAGGUGCGGAGCUGUUAUUAGCCAGCUGUUCACAGGACUCUCUCAUCAGAGUGUGGAGGCUUUGUGCCAAGUCUGGCACAGACACCCACACAGAGGACGAUCACACCAUCAUCCGAAUGAAAGAGGACAUUUUUGAAGUGAAGGAGAGAGAUGUGUCCUCGGUGUUUGCUGUGUCCCUUGAAACCGUGCUGGCAGGACACGAGAACUGGGUCUACGGAGUUCACUGGCAGCCUCCUUUCUACAGAGACGGGGAGCUGCAACAGCCUCUCAGUCUGCUCUCCGCCUCCAUGGACAAAACCAUGAUCCUCUGGGCCCCUGAGGAGGGAUCUGGAGUCUGGGUAGAGCAGGUGCGCGUAGGGGAGGUUGGUGGCAACACUCUGGGUUUCUACGGCUGCCAGAUGAGUCCGGAUGGCUCCAUGAUUGUGGCUCAUGCCUUUCAUGGUGCGCUGCAUCUCUGGUGCAAGGACCAAGAUCAGGAGGGACAGUGGAGACCUGGAAUCGUGAUCUCAGGUCACUUCAAUGCAGUUCAAGACCUGAGCUGGGAUCCUGAGGGUGAGUUCCUCCUCAGUGUGGGAUCAGACCAGACCACCAGACUGUUCACUCCGUGGAGGAAGCAAGGCAGCGCACAGGCGACCUGGCACGAAAUCUCACGGCCGCAGAUCCACGGAUAUGACAUGCAGUGCCUGGCCAUAGUUGGAAGGUUUCAGUUCGUGUCUGGAGCCGAUGAGAAGGUCCUGAGAGUGUUUCAGGCGCCUCGCAACUUUGUGGAGAACUUUGCUAACAUCUCUGGGAGCUCGAAGGAAAAGCUGCUGGCGUCCAACGACUGUGCCAACCUUCCAGAGGGAGCCAGCACACCUGCCUUGGGUCUGUCCAACAAGGCUGUAUUUCAAGGUGACCUUGCCCCAAAAAACAAUGAAGAAAAGGAACAGUUCAGCAGUGUAUCCGACCAGUACCAGGAGUCUUACUUCCACCCGCUCCACCUGACCGAGCCGCCACCCGAGGAUCAUCUUCUCCAGAACACACUUUGGCCUGAGGUUCAGAAACUGUACGGCCACGGCUUCGAGAUGUUCUGUCUCGCGUCUGACAGCCUCAGGACGGUGGUGGCGUCCGCGUGCAAGGCAUCCAAAGCCGAGCAUGCAGCAGUGCUGCUGUGGAGCACAGCCACGUGGCGUCAGCUCCAGAUGCUCCCUUGCCACACCCUCACAGUUACCCAGAUGGCCUUCUCACCCGACUCGCAGCUCCUACUGGCCGUUUCCCGAGAUCGCACCUGGUCUUUAUGGAGACGGAACCCCGUCACGCCGGAAAGCCCAGAGCCCCAGUUCUCACUGUACGCACACACGGGAAAGGACACGGCCAUACACAGCCGGAUCAUCUGGUCCUGUGACUGGAGCCCCGACAGCAGAUACUUUGUUACGUCCAGCCGGGACAAGAAGGUGAUAAUAUGGGGACCGUGCGUAUUAGGGGGUUUUGGAGACCCUGAGCCUGCUCCUGAGAUUAAACCAUGUUCUUCCAUCUUGGAUGUGGGGGAUUCUGCUACUGCUGUAGCUUUCUGUCCCGUACUCUGCUCUGAUAACAGCUACCUGCUUGCCGUUGGCCUGGAGUGCGGCAGGAUCAUGGUGUACAGGUGGAGGCCUGUCCAGAAGCCCGCCGAGGGAGACGACUGGAGCAGCUGUGGAGAAACGGACACGUCACAAAGCCACGCUUUGGCAGUCAAGAGGCUCCGCUGGAGGCCGAGGGCCGGCCGAGCAGGUCGAAGGAACGGCGAGGAGGACGGACAGACUGACGGACAGAGUGAAAUCGAGGAGGAGAGCUCCUGGGUCCAGCUCGCCAGCGCCAGCGCCGACCACUCUGUCAAAAUCUUCAACGUCAACAAACUGGCUCUUUAGCACCACCAACACUGACACUAUUAUGUCUCUCACAUGCACAGAGACACUGGGACUGAGGGCCACAGGCCUGACUGGGGCACUGAGGCCACAGCUGCUCGCUGGCAAGCCAUUCAGUCCCUGUGACAGCCAGUUAAGUCAUGGGUCAGUCACAGGACAAACCCACAACACACAUGCCCCGCAGUCUGUCUGCACACUGCUGAACGGAUUUGAUGGGUGGAAGCAAGAUGGUAAGAACACCAUGACCUUAGGGCGGUAUUUUGCUUAGACACUUCAAAGUGUUUUAGAUUCAGAGGAGAAGACUGUGCUGGAUAUCUACACAGACUGCAUGUUCAUACAGGUUAUCUAAGGAGACAUUUAUAUGGUGACUUAAAACAACAGAUCAGUGUUCAUGGCCAUUGGUUUAUCCUUGGUUGGAGAGGAUGUCAUUAAUCACACAGCUUGUAUGAUAUAUUGUUGCUUUAUUAAAUGUUUUGUAUAUCCA